UUCCAGUGCUGGUCCCAGUCCAGUCCCAGUCCCAGUCCCAGUGCUGGUCUCAGUGCUGGUCCUAGUCCUGGUCCCAGUCCUGGUGCUGGGUCCCAGUUCCAGUUCUGGUCCCAGUCCCAGUGCCAGUACAGUUCCAUCCAGUCCCAAUCCCAGUCCCAGUUCCAGUUCCAGUUGCAGGUCCAAGUCCAGGUCCCUGUACCCGUCCCAGUCCCAGUCCAAUCCCUGGCUCCAUCAUGAUGCUCGUCCCAGUCCCAGUCCAAGUCCAGUCCCAGUCCCAAUCAUCAUGGUGGUCCCUGUGCUGGUCCCAGUCCAAGUCUAG
Messenger RNA from Balearica regulorum gibbericeps (East African grey crowned-crane), 319 nucleotides. NCBI's taxonomy places the organism in Eukaryota, Metazoa, Chordata, Aves, Gruiformes, Gruidae. The record is from RefSeq and is a predicted model, not a curated record.